Porites evermanni is the source of this 6379-nucleotide messenger RNA. Lineage: Eukaryota; Metazoa; Cnidaria; Anthozoa; Scleractinia; Poritidae. The record is from the annotation of a GenBank genome assembly.
AUGAUUUCUUCGACUUUUACUGCCUUCGUUGUCAUCUAUACAUUAGAGGCAUUCGUUAUCAUUGUUGGAAACACGUUCACCAUAAUUGUCUUCUGGAGCCAGCGAUCCCAGUUAAAGCGAACAUAUUCCAUUCUUAUUAACCUCGCAGUUUCUGAUCUGCUUGUGGGGAUUGCCGAACCAAUUGUGCUGGGCACAGAGAAGAUUGCUAAGAUGACGGCCAUUCCAGGUAAAGAAAAAAGUUUUACAAAUCCAUCAUCUGCAUUUCAAGUCCUUGCGUCGAGUACUUCAGUGCUUUUUCUCGCGCUUAUUUCCUUGGAACGUGUUUAUUCCGUUUUAUGGCCAGUUCAGCACCGUGCGACAAGCACUCGGACUUAUAUUUUCACCAUAACCGCUGUCUGGGGUCUUGGACUCUGCUUCUUUGGGCUAUCUGUAUUAUCCUUAUAUCAUACAAAAUUAGAGAUGAGAUACGUUACUCUAACCAUUCAUGCAAGCCUUUUCAUGGCACUAUUAGUGAUUUGUGGAAGUUACCUUCAAAUACGCAAGAAAUUGCGCGCAAACGUCAUUCCUGGUGAAGAGAUCCACGCUCGCCACAAAGCUGAACGCAACUUACGACUGUCAAGAACAGUUUUUGUAGUUAUGGCUGUGUCACUGGUGUUUUGGUUGCCAGCGACCAUUUUGUACACUGCCAAAGACUUUUGCUGCCCACCAUGUCUUAGACCGAUCGCAGUGUCGCUUGUAAAUGUUCUUCAUCUGGCAAAUUCUAUGGUCAAUCCGAUCGUGUACAGCUUUAGAAUGGUAAUAUUCAAGGAUGCUUUGAAGAAAUUGUCUAGAAGAUGCCGACGAUAUUCUGUUUGCAUUGAACCCUUUCAGGUUACUGAGAGAAGCUCGGGUGGUACUUUCUCUUCAAAAACUCAACAUACAAGAUUUAAUUCACCUGAACUGAAACCCAAGGAUGACAUCUCAACACAUGUGUGAAAUAUCAUAAAUAAGACCUUCAAUCAUCAAACAAUAUUCAGUGACUGUUAACAAACAGAAAAAUACAGCAAAUAUAGAUAGAGUCGACGGUAUUAUAAAGGGGAAAAGCAAGCGUAUAGUACGUACACUAAUUCAGUAUUACAAAUGAAAGUAUGAAAGUACACAGUUUUGAAAAAUGGACAGUGUAGUAUGUUUCCAGAAUGUUAGUAUUGUAUUUCAUGAUCAUUGUUUGUGUCAUUCUUCCCUUAAUUUAAAUGGAAUCUUUCACAAAUCUAUUUUUUGGCGGUAAACAUGUUCCAUUUGUUAACCAAGAAGGCUAUUCCCUUACUAAUUUAAAGAGUUCCAAAAUUUGAGUCGGUAGUUUUCUUAAUCAUAUCAAUGGUUUCGUAAAAUAAGAUAUCAGACUUAAGCUACAAUUAUUAGCAGCCUUAGUUACGAAUUAAGCUCAGACAAACGUGUUUUAGCAAAAAAAAAAUUUUAAUCAAGAUAUGUACACCGAGCUCGCAAAUAACUGAGUUGAAAUCGUGUUUACAGUUUGUUUUUAUAAGUAAACUGAAACCUGACAUAUAUGAAAUUAUGUAUAUGAAACUAAUAUGACGGGCAUUAUUCUCGGUAAAAAAUUUGAGGAUAGUCAUCCUCAUCCGUUUAUUACCAGUUUUAAAAUCGACAAAACCGAUGGAGUUUAACUAUGAACUCGACACUGAAAACUUGUCAUUUAAAGUAAUUUGGUCCAUACAUAUAUCGCGAUUGCCAUUGGUAGUAAAGCCGGAAAAGCAGUGUAAAUAGCAAGGCAUAAUNGUUAUCGCUGUGUCACUGGUGUUAUGGUUGCCAGCGACUAUUGUGUACACUGCCAGACCCUUUUGCCGUCCACCAUGUGUUAGGCCGAUUGCAAUGUCGGUUGUAAAUGUUCUUCAUCUGGCAAAUUCUAUGGUCAAUCCGAUCGUCUACAGCUUUAGAAUGGCAAUAUUCAAGGAUGCUUUGAAGAAAUUGUCGAGAAGAUGCCGACGACAUUCUGUUUGCAUCGAACCCGUUCAGGUUACUGACAGAGGCUUGGGUGGUUCUUUCCCUCCGAAAACUCAACAUCCAAGAUUUAACUCACCUGAACUGGAACCCAAGGGUGACAUCUCAACACAUGUGUGAAAUAUCAGAAAUAAGACCUUCAAUCAACAAACAAUAUUCAGUGACUGUUAGCAAACAGAAAAAUACAGCAAAUAUAGAUAGAGUCGACGGUAUUAUAAAGGGGAAAAGCAAGCGUAUAGGACGUACACUAAUUCAGUAUUACAAAUGAAAGUAUGGUAGAGUCAUAGCAAUUACACAGUUUUGUUAAAUGGACAGUGUAGUAUGUUUCGAGAAUGUUAGUACUGUAUUUCAUGAUCAUUGUUUGUGUCAUUCUUCCCUUAAUAUAAAUGGAAUCUUUCACAAAUCUGUUUUUUGGCGGUAAACAUGUUCCACUUGUUAAUCAAGAAGGCUAUUCCCUUACUAAUUUAAAGAGUUCCAAAAUUUAAGUUCGGUAGUUUUCUUAAUCAUAUCAAUCGUUUCGUAAAAUAAGAUAUCAGAGUUAAGCUACAAUUAUUAGCAGCCUUAGUUACGAAUUAAGCUCAGACAAACGUGUUUUAGCAAAAAAAAACUAUUUUAAUCAAGAUAUGUACACUGAGCUCGGAAAUAACUGAGUUGAAAUCGUGUUUACAGUUUGUUUUUAUAAGUAAACUGAAACCUGACAUAUAUGAAAUUAUGUAUAUGAAACUAAUAUGACGGGCAUUAUUCUAGGUAAAAAAUUUGAGGAUAGUCAUCCUCAUCCGUUUAUUACCAGUUUUAAAAUCGACAAAACCGAUGGAGUUUAACUAUGAACUCGACACUGAAAACUUGUCAUUUAAAGUAAUUUGGUCCAUACAUAUAUCGCGAUUGCCAUUGGUAGUAAAGCCGGAAAAGCAGUGUAAAUAGCAAGGCAUAAUGUAAAUAAAACCUUGCAUCAAAUAAGCAAAUGAUAAUUUGACUAUUUAUCCAGUUGUUGAGGUCGCAGCCCCUUCCUAUCAUAUUUGUAUCGUAUCCUGUUGCUAUCAGCAUUUAUUCGUUGACUGGGACAAAAUUUAGACGUCAUGUUUGCAGUUGUACUAAUACAUUUACCUCACUGAGGUAAUGCUUAUCAUUCUUCCAUCAGAUUGCAUGUGUGUGAGAAUAAAUAUGCAGUUCAUAAUUGGGCAUGUGUGCAAGUUAUUAAAACUGUUCAAAGUUUGUUAACCCUUUAAACCCUAAGACCAAAAUUUGAAUUCUCAUUUGUGCCCACUAUUCAUUUCCUACAGAAGUAGUAGGGAGAAAUUGAUAAAAUAUCAAGCAAAUGCAACUUGUGUCAUCAUGACCGUAAUUCUCAUGACCACUCUGUUUUACAAAGCAUUGAUAUUACAAGGAGAAAUUUAAUUAAUGCUGAUCACUCUUAGGGCUUAAAGGUGUUAAUAUCAAUAUCCAAACACGUCUGGACUAUAUAAAUGAAGUAAAUAAAACGAAUUAGAAAUAUACAUAUCAAAUAUAUAUAUUUAUAUUUUUUCGCAUGCAACCCUAAACGGGACCUUCACGGCCAAAUAUGAUGGCGUUUUGCCCAGAACACUUUAAGUGAGAUCAAAAUUCGAAAUUUACACCCCGACCCUAAGCGAGACGACGAGCACCCCCACCCCUUUCAUAUGCGGAGUUCCCCCUCCCCCUCGGGGAGUUUAAGCCUCACGUAUGCGGUAAAUAACAAACGUCAGAUUCAAGUUGAGAAUUUCUCAAAAUAAGUCGGUCUUAAUGAAUUCGAGGUAGGUUCGGCUCAUGAAAAUUUCGGCGUCUGAACCGGGCCUUAACCUCCCUAAUAACUAAGUGAGCCACCGUUGCUAUGUUUCUUCUCCUGUUUUACUCUCAGUCUCUCUUGCUCUCUAUCUAAUGUUUCUCUUUUUUGUUGUAAAGCAUUUUAUGGCCGGUUUAUGAUAUUUUUCUUACAAAGAUUGUGUUUAAAAUAAUUAAGUACUUAUUUUCAUCAGCUAUCAAGACCAUGACCCUUUACGCAAUCUUUAUUUAUUUCAAUCAGCGUUUUGCACGCCCUUUGGCUAUGGAUAUUAUAUAACGAUUUAUAAGUAAUUCUAAAUUUCUACUUAAGUAUUCUGAUCACAUCAGUUUAUCCUCGCACUUCCUUUUUGGCUACUUGAAUCCUUUUGAUACGAUAAAGAUUUAACUACAGUAUGCACAGUAAAGGACGAAGACAUUUAUAAAGAAACUGCGUUCAGCCACCUUUUAAGCAUCACUCAUACGGCGAUCAGCAAACGACAAAGAUGCGCUCGAGAAUGAUAAUUGAAUGAAGUUCUCUUUCAUGAUUUUAAGUUACGAUGUUAAGAAUGUGAAAGCCGGCUCAGCUUGUUGAAAACGGCCAGUGACAAACGAUAAGCGUAAUGAGCAGCGGAAAAAAUUGUCACUUGGCCACCUUCGUUUGCCGUUUCCUGCUUUUUCAUUACCUUGGCGCCCAAUUAAUAUCCUAUUUGAUCAAGAGAUUUAGAACCAUCGUCACGGCGAACAUGCCAGCAAAACGUCCAGUUGUACCACGUGACUAAGUUUUUUUCGAUGUUCCUGAUAUUUGCAAUGAGUAUUUUCACGCAAGUUUCAUCCACAAAAGUCAAAGAGGACUAUUUCGAUAGACUUUGCCACGCCAUAAGCGGGUGCCUUCUCUUAUCUGGUUUGUUUUUACGGAGAGAUUACUUAGUUUACUUGCGUUUGUUAAAAAUGGCCGGCAUCAGAAAUACUAAACCUCGACCUACGAGUGUCAACCGCUCCAUCCAGUCCAUCUCACAUCUUAUCAACGGUUGUGUCAGUAGCAUGAUAUAGUUUAAUCCUCUGAGCAAUUAUCCGCACGUUAGCAAAUAGAUAAGUAUGAUAAGAUGGGCCGCCGAUAAUUACCCCCUUUUAAGUCUUUCUAACACCCAACGUAAGGAAAAAAAUACCAGGUCUUCUCUAAUCACUCGUUCAAAUCCGCUCUGCCAUUAAAUCUAAACCAAAUAAGCAACCUACAAUCGAAAUGUUGAAUGAUUAUGCUGAAACAGUAUUAAGUAAUCUCAUUGCCUUUAAUCUCACAUUUGAAAAAAAAAUACCAUAGUAACGGUAAUUCAGUUGAAAACACGAAAAUUGUAAUAUCUCUUUUGAACCAAACAUGUAAUUCAUUGGCACUAAAAUCACAUAAGCGGUAUACGAUUGAAUUAAUGUGAAGGCAGUUUUUAAUUACAGUACUUUAUUUCCAAUUCAUUUCUUUGAAAACUCAUGAAGAGCUAAAGCGCCUGUCUAAGUCAUGCCACAUUCUGACCAGUUGAAGUUUUUGUUCUUGGGAAUAGCAAAUGGUCAAUAAAUCACGUACGUACAUUUUGAUUUGGUCUGAACAAAAAGUGUUUGGAAAGAAAAACAAUAACAGACGAUUUUUUUUUCGCUUCAUUACUUUUAUAACUAGUGAGUUUUGCUUCACAGCUGUUUCGCAUAAAGAACAAGGUAUCCUUUGAACUUUUCGCUGGAUAUUUGAAAAAGUUAAUGUAUAAAAACAAUUACCAGCAAAAAAAAAAUGUAUUUAUCGACGUCCAUCAUCUUCGUGGUCAUCUACACAGUACAAGCAAUCAUCAUCAUCGUUGGAAACGUCUUUACUAUCUUUGUCUUCUGGACUCAGAGAUCUCGCCUAAAACGAACUUAUUUUCUCUUGAUCAACCUCGCAAUCGCCGACUUUCUUGUGGGGAUUACAGAGCUAACAGUCUUAGGAACCGCUAUAUCACAAAUCACGACGGAUGAUUACGCAGUACUAAAGCAAAGCCAAUCAUAUCCCUUCGUGGCAUUCGUUCUCCUAUCAUCAAGUACCUCCGUUUACUUUCUGGCGCUUAUCUCCUUGGAACGAGCUUUUGCCGUCUUGUGGCCAAUCCGCCAUCGCAUCGCAAACAGUGGAGUUUACAUCAAAAGCAUCCUUGUUGUGUGGACAAUUGGACUGUGUUUCUUUGCUUUAACUCUCCUCUCCUUCCAUUACCCAGAGGUGAAAAAGAAAUACGUUUUCGCUUGUACUAAUACAUGUCUUCUUAUUUCUCUCUUGGUUAUCUGUACCAGUUAUCUUAAAAUACACAAUCGAUUACGUGCACCAUCACCCGAGCUUGAUAUCCAUACCAAUCAACUAAGAGAACGCAAUGUGCGGCUUUCAAAAACACUUUUUAUCGCAAUUGCUUCAUCUCUUGUGUUCUGGAUGCCGGCGUUUGUUGGCUACUCAACGAGAGAAUUAUGCCUGCGAUGCAUUCCUGAUACUGUGGUACCCUACGUGUAUGCCCCACAUUUAGCAAAUUCUAUGAUGAAUCCUCUCGUCUACAGCUUCAGGAUGCAAAUUUUCAAAGACAUCCUGAAGAAAUUCUGCAGCCGAAAACGA